UUAGUAUAAAUCUGAGCUGAGAGUGAUCAAUUUCAAUUCACUGAAAUCAAACUUCUCUUCAAACAUCUCCUACCAACCAUACAGCAUAUCCCUCAAUGGCACCCAUCUGUUCUUCUUCUUCAGCUGUUUCAACAGCCCUGCUAAUGUCUGUAGUGGUGAGCUUCUUAAUGGCUGCCUCAGCAGGUAACUUCUACCAAGACUUUGAUAUCACUUGGGGGGAUGGGCGUGGUAAGAUACUCAACAAUGGAGAGCUUCUCACUCUUUCCCUUGACAAGCCCUCUGGAUCUGGUUUCCAGUCCAAGAAUGAGUAUCUCUUUGGCAAGAUUGAUAUGCAGCUCAAACUGGUCCCUGGAAAUUCUGCUGGCACUGUCACAGCCUACUAUUUAUCUUCACAAGGGCCAACCCAUGAUGAAAUCGACUUUGAAUUCCUGGGGAACCUCAGUGGGGACCCCUAUAUCCUCCACACUAAUGUGUUCAGCCAAGGCAAGGGAAAUAGAGAGCAGCAGUUCUACCUGUGGUUCGACCCAGCUGCUGAUUUCCACACCUAUUCCAUCCUCUGGAAUCCCCAGCGCAUUAUCUUCUCUGUGGAUGGCACCCCCAUCAGAGAGUUCAAGAACUCUGAAUCCUUAGGUGUCCCAUACCCGAAGAACCAGCCCAUGAGGAUAUACUCCAGUCUGUGGAAUGCAGAUGACUGGGCAACAAGAGGCGGGCUUGUGAAGACAGACUGGAGCCAAGCACCAUUCACAGCCUCCUACAGGAACUUCAAUGCCAAUGCUUGCUUGUGGACCUCUGGAUCAUCUUCUUGCAGUUCAACCUCUCCAUCUUCUACCUCCACCAAUGGGGGAUGGUACUCACAAGAGCUAGAUUCCACAAGCCAAGAGAGAAUGAAAUGGGUGCAGAAGAAUUACAUGAUCUACAAUUACUGCGCAGACACAAAGAGAUUCCCACAGGGCCUUCCUCCUGAAUGCACUGCCACCAUCAUGUCCUAGAGGGAACAGAACCUAAGGCCAUUCACUUCGUUGUUUGCCUCUAUAAUUUCAAAAUUAUAUUCUUUAAUUCUUUAUCAUUUUUGUUGCCAUCAGAAUUUCAGAAACACCGCAUUGUUGACAAUGUAAUAUAUGAAUACAACGAAGAUUACUUUCUCAAUGAAUGGCAUGUAUAUCAUUAUCUCAACCUCAAUGUUGAACCCCACAAAGUAACGAAGAGAGUGAAAUCACAAUACUAUUGUUUCUACG
Vitis riparia (riverbank grape) is the source of this 1235-nucleotide messenger RNA. RefSeq names its product probable xyloglucan endotransglucosylase/hydrolase protein 23. The record is from RefSeq and is a predicted model, not a curated record. Gene Ontology annotation, molecular function: hydrolase activity, hydrolyzing O-glycosyl compounds; xyloglucan:xyloglucosyl transferase activity. Gene Ontology annotation, cellular component: apoplast; cell wall. Gene Ontology annotation, biological process: cell wall biogenesis; xyloglucan metabolic process. NCBI's taxonomy places the organism in Eukaryota, Viridiplantae, Streptophyta, Magnoliopsida, Vitales, Vitaceae. The coding region runs from base 96 to 989 and encodes 297 amino acids. The transcript has 3 exons.